Molecule: messenger RNA, 3884 nt
Organism: Sphaerodactylus townsendi
Lineage: Eukaryota; Metazoa; Chordata; Lepidosauria; Squamata; Sphaerodactylidae
Gene: ZBTB12
Product: zinc finger and BTB domain containing 12
Exons: 3
Coding region: 325-1878 (517 amino acids)
Biological process (GO): regulation of transcription by RNA polymerase II
Molecular function (GO): protein binding; RNA polymerase II cis-regulatory region sequence-specific DNA binding; DNA-binding transcription factor activity, RNA polymerase II-specific
Source: RefSeq, a predicted model, not a curated record
UGGAGCAAUGCGUUGCAAAGAGUUGGUUGCAAUGCAGGGGAGCGAGGGUGAGCAUGUGUUGUGCUUGUGCAGAGAAAGCGUGCAAAAAGAAGAAGAAAAAGAACAGGAUAAGAAUGUGCAGCCAUUCCUGUCGCACAUGGACAACUUGGAGUGUCCAAACUGGAGAAACGGGACAUGGUUAGGUGCUGAGGAUGGCUGCCCACACAUCUGAGUAUUUCUGUCCUUCAGGCUGCCCACCGGGACUUCCUCCUUGCAACUUCCUGCCUUCAUCUUUGCCUCACCCCUUACCGUUAGACCCGCUCCGCCCACUCUGUGAGAGAACCAAUGGCAUCUGGCGUGGAGCUCCUUCGCUUCCAGCUCCCCGGCCAUGAGGCGGCCACACUGCGCAACAUGAACCAGCUCCGUUCUGAGGAGCGCUUCUGUGACGUCACCAUUGUGGCCGACAGCCUUAAGUUCCGGGGCCACAAGGUGAUCCUGGCUGCCUGUUCCCCGUUCCUGAGGGAUCAAUUCCUUCUCAACCCGUCCUCCGAGCUCCAGGUUUCCCUCAUGCACAGCACCAAGAUAGUGGCCGACCUCCUCCUAUCCUGCUACACUGGUGCCCUGGAGUUUGCCGUCAGGGACAUCGUCAACUACCUGACGGCCGCCAGCUACCUGCAGAUGGAGCACGUGGUGGAGAAGUGCCGAAAUGCCUUGUCCCAGUUCAUCGAGCCCAAAAUCAGCCUCAAGGAAGACGCCACAAAGUUUGGAAGCCACCGAAGGUCUCAGACCCCUGGUGUGGUGGACUGUUCCACUUCCAGCCGAAAAGAAUACUCCCGCAAAAGGCCUAUGCUACGGCCCAUCAAGCUGGAGUUUCCCCUGGAGGAACACCUGGAGAUGAAGGCAGAGGAUGACGACGACGACCAGGACGAAGAUUACGGGGACGACGAUGCUGUCUCCGAUAUCUGCAUUGUGAAGAUCGAGUCAGCCAUGGAGGUGGCUCAACGGCAGAAGAAGAAGCAGCAGCAGCAGCAACAGCAGCAGCAGGCGGGUGCAACUUGGAACAAAGAGGCGUCUCCUCAGCAAAGCUGGAACAAGGAGUCCUCUCCGCAACAGGCUUGGGGCAAGGAUUCCCCUCCACCCGGGUGGAACAAAGAUGCUUCGGGAGAUCAAGAAGAAUCCCAAGUCAACUCCACGGUGGCGGAAGCCGUGGGGUCCCCUCCGGAACCGACAACAGAGAAACCUCAGCAGGGCGUCGUCAAGGCCUGUUACAGCCUUUAUGAGGAUGCGGAAGGCUCGGGCCUGCUGAUCAUCCCCAGCGGAGGCUACUUGGAAGAGACCAACGAAGCGGCGGCCGUUGCGUCCGAGUGCCAGAGCAGCGGUGGCGGGGUGGGGCUGGUCUUAGCAGGACUGAGCGGGCGCCCCUUCUCCACCUUCCCCGCAACGGGGAGAGGCAGCGACGGCUCGGGGGCGGCCUGGGGGAGCAACGGCGCCUCGCGGAUCAUCUGCUGCACCAAGUGCGACGAGGUCUUCCAAGGGGUGGAGAAGCUGGUCUUCCACAUGCGCGCCCACCACUUCAUCUUCAUGUGCCCCCGCUGCGGCAAGCAGUUCAACCACAGCAGCAACCUCAACCGGCACAUGAACGUCCACCGCGGCGUCAAGUCGCACUCCUGCACCAUCUGCGGGAAGUGCUUCACCCAGAAGUCCACCCUUCACGCGCACUCAUGCAUGAACCUCCAGCAGCUGGCGAGGCAGGCCACAGUCUGCUCCUGCACUACGAUGGUCCGGCUUGUGCGCACAAGCAUUGCCCGCCGCAUCCAGGCGUGGCCACCUCAGCGAACAAGCACGGCAAGCAUCUUCACGGGCGGAGAACGUCAUGGAAGCUGGCAUGGCCCAGAUUAACGUCCUCAUACGCUGAAGGAGGAGGAGGAAGGCUGUGGGAAGUCGAAUAGGAGGCUACUCCUGAGCUCUGAGGGAGGGAAGUGGGGUGUAGGGGUUAGGAUGUGGGGGUGGUGAGCCAGAAGCUCCUCGAGUUUUGAGGGAUGGGAUAUUAGCAACUAGUGUACUAGAGGGAUGUGGGGCGCCUGGAUUCUUUGGACGGGGGGCAAGACUAGUGGAUUAGAAAUGUGUAGGUCGGACAGGAAACCAAGAGGUGAGGGGGGAUCUAGUCCAGUCAGACCAGCGGGGCUGAGGGAUCCGAGAUCAUUUGGGUCUGUUCUCUUCCUUUGCCUUUCCCAGACCUCUGCCCGUUAUGCCCCAUCACCAGAAACCACUACCUCUUUUUACAGCCAAGUAGGCGUAGGAUCAUAGUCUUUGGGCUGUUUUUUUUGGGUGAGAGCCAUGACUCUCUAAAUACCUCCUCUGUUAAAAGGGCAUAGCUGUGACCUCAGUCUUGGCACCCCAAAAGCACCAAAAUGGCCGUUGAAUCAUUACAGCAUCAGCAGGGAGGCUGACCUGACCCUGAUUUGAUAGAAGUGACAGCAGAUCUGUCCCUUCUGACCCUAUCUCCUGCUGUUUUGUAAUUUGUUCAGCGGUGGGGGCUGAUUUCACCCAGGAGCCUAUAAGGAAACCCCCGCCCCUACCAAUGGUCAGAAGCCUCCGGGUACUUGUAGGAGUGUAAAGAAAGCAGGAAGCUAUCUGAAUGUGACCUCACCCUGAGAUUCAAACCGUGAAACCGUUGAGUGGAGAGAAUCUACUUUGUAGCUUACCUACAGAAGCCUAGUCGUCUGGGUCGGCAGGGUAUAAUUUUAUUCAAAUACACAAGCCCUGCUUGCGAGUUACAGUGAACGCACGUACAAUCCACCUACAGCAUAUACUGGUUUUUCUUUAUACCCGUGUUGAGUAGUUCUCGUGUUACAUUCACUGCACGUACAGCUGAACACGUGGUUAAAACUGUAGCGUUUGUCCAGGUACUGGUCACGUUUGUAAAGUGAACGUUCACGGGCUCUUUCUUACAAACUGAUGUACGCAUAUAUAGGCAGGAUGUACAUGGGUUCACUGUAACGUAUGAACAGGGCUAGAGAACCUGGUAAUCCGGGGGAAACCGAGAAGCGCAUGAAGGUGAACCGUUCCGGCUACGUGUAUUCUGCAGACCUGUAAUUGCAGUGGGCAAUUGUGGAAUCUCAACUUUUGGGGCUUUGAAAAAGGAAGUUGCUAGUUCUCAUGGCUGUGAAGACGCAUUUGAAAAUGUAGAAGAUAUUUGUGGGAGCUCAGAAACAACUGUGGGGUGUGUGUGUGUGCGUGCGUGUGUGAGGAAAUUUCCCCCAAGUCAACCCCCAUCGGUUGUUUUGAGGUGUAUCACAGAGAUAAGUCUGUUACACACUGUGUCUGGUUACACACUGUGACUACACACAGUGUGUAACAGACUUCUCUCUGUGAUACACCUCUGAGGAUGCAGGCAAAAUAUUAGGAACCAGACCACGGCCACACAGCCCAGAAAACCCACCACAACCUGUUGAAUCCGGCCGUGAAAGCUUUCGACAGUUACAACUUACUUCCUCGGAUAUAGGGAAAUGAGUUCCGACUCACAAAAUAAAUGUUAGUCUUUAAGGUGCCCCGGCACUUCUGUUUUUAUUGUGGUUUAACAGACUAACGUGGCUACCCUUUUGCAUUUACCAUGUUUACAAGGCCUCUUGAGCCGGAUUCUUCACUGCCUUGGGGGCUAGAGCCUUGCUUUUCAGAGUGAAAGCUGAGAUUCUCGGGCUGCUGAAUUUCACACUCAGUACCCAAAUCUCCAUUUUGGGCAUGGAAUUGCCACAACCCUGGAACCACUCCCUGGUGGCAUUAGGACAACAGGAUUUAUUUUCUCCUUGAAAAACAGUAUUGGUUCUGAUCCCCUGGACCCUAACUAGCUUUUUUUAAAAAUUCAAAUGUUUUUCUAUAAAAAAAUAAAAAAAACAUUUUAAAAA